AGCCAUUGAGGAGUCCCUGGAUCAACACCAGAUUUCUAAAGACGGAUGGUGGUCAGCACUUUACAAAAUGGUUGAAGGCCUUGCUGUGAUGAGCAGACUGGCUCGGAACAGGCUCCACAACUCGGAAUAUGGUUUUGAAGACAGAUCAAUUGACUGGGACCGAGCAGAAAUGUAGGCUGCAAUACUAUCUGCCAGUUUAUAUUGUCACGAGUGGUAAUCACGAAAAAUUACUCUACUUUUUGUAGUAAUUACUCUUAUCAGCAAGCUUUGGAUCCUCAAAUAGAUAGUAAUUAAAUUGGGUAACAUGUGCAUGGUUCAAGUGAAGAGUUGCCAUAAUAAUUUCAGCUCCUUGUCAAAAAAAAUUGCAGAAGUUUGAAUAUCUGUAAUUAGUUGGAAUGGGGUCACAUAAUUUCAUAUAUUUUGUUACUUAAAACACUAAUUUUAUUUUGUUUGGCAAUUUAAGCAAUUAUGCAUUUCUCCCUUACAACAGAAGCACAUUCAAGCUUGCAGGCUAUCUCGAACGGUUAAAGAAAUCAAUCAUGUAGUUCAUAACAGAUCGGCGUUUUCACCCUGAAUGCAUGCAUUAACUCAGAUCAACUCUGUAAGGUGUUAAACCAUGUUGACCAUCCGAACAAUUCUUGAAGUCUUAUCCUAUGUUGUCCGCGUUCCACUGCCAACCAAAAAUUUGUGGUCCAAACAAUUCACGUGAUAAUAUUUUUUUAUAGGGAGUGUAGCAAUUGAAGUAUAGAUUUAUAAUUUUAACUUCAGUUCAAAAAAAGAAGUAUAGAUUC
Molecule: messenger RNA, 791 nt
Organism: Rubroshorea leprosula
Lineage: Eukaryota; Viridiplantae; Streptophyta; Magnoliopsida; Malvales; Dipterocarpaceae
Source: the annotation of a GenBank genome assembly